ACAGAGGCCAGCCAGGGCGAGUGAGUGAGAGCGACUAUGGAGGCCAGAGACCCAAAUGAUGGCUUAGGCAGCGCACAGAGAGAAUCUCAAAGCCAGAGGAGGGAAAUAAAGAUGAGAUCGACAGAGAUUUUCAGGUGGUAGAGGCCAAAGCCAGAGGGGCCCCGAGUGGGAAAGGGAACGUGCUGUCGUGCUCCUGUAUUUCACAGAGAAGAGCUGAAGAGGGAGCAGGAGGGAGUAGACUAUUUUGUAGGGGAAUCAACGCCGAGAUUACACUGUGACCGGAGACGGGGCACGGUGGCAUGGUUGCCGGAGAGUUUGCUCCAUUAAUGGUCAACUGAGUUCCCAAUCGUUUUACUUCACUGAUAGCAUUCUUGGUGAGCGAAGAGGGGGAGUCGUAACAUGGACGUGUACGAGGCGACGCGGGUGGUGUUGGCGAGGAUACAAAGCGUGGACGCGGAGAACGCGGCCAAGAUCAUGGGCUACGUCUUGAUCCAGGAGCAGGGCGACAAGGAGAUGAUCCGCCUCGCCUUCGGCCCCGACGCCCUGCUCCACUCCGUCAUCCUCAAGGCCCGCGGCGACCUUGGACUCGCCGGCCCGUCCCUCCCCUCCUCUGCUCCUCCCCUCUUUAGUCUUAGCUCUCGCCGGAACUCCUCUCGCUUCUCCUCUCUCGCCGGGGCCUCCUCCCCUACUUCUUUCUCACCGUCGCCCACCUUCUCCCGCUCCAGUGGAGGCCCCGACGAACUACGCAGCCCUGACGGCGGCGCCACCGCUGGUGAUCCCAUCGUCGAUGAGUUCCAGCUUCAAGACCAUCUCUCCUUCCUGGACGAUCCGGCUACCGGCGACCACUCCGUACGAGUUGACCAAAAAUCUACCGUCUCCGGUGAUCUCUUUUGCCCUGAUGUGUCGUGUCGUAGCACUAGUGGCGACGUAGACGGGGUACCGUUUCCUUACAGGGUAGGAUGGGGGAUCAACGGAAACCACCACCGCCGGAGCUGGUCUGCUGCCGAUCUCCCUCUCCGUUCUGACGGGGCUGCUGGGGGAUUCGCUUGGAAGCCGUGCUUAUAUUACUCCAGAGGAUACUGCAAAGAAGGCUCCGCCUGCCGCUUCCUACACGGCCUACCGGAGGAGACCGCCAUUGCGGCCGCCCAAAGCCAGCGGAUCAGCGCCACGUCGCAGCUCAUGGCGUCAGCCUUUCCCUACUCGCCGCUAGGUUCCCUGCCGUCUUCUCCAUCGUCAACGGCGACCAAAUCACUUGACUUCUUACUCCAGCAGCACCAAAAUGAAAGCCAAAGGGCCGAAGCAGCGGCGGCGGCGGCAGCUUUGUUGCGAAUAAAGAUAGAAAGAAGCGACUUAGCAGCGAUGGUGAAUCCAGGUUCAAGGCAGAUCUAUCUGACGUUCCCCUCCGACAGCACUUUCACCGAAGAAGACGUCUCUAACUACUUCAGCAUCUAUGGGCCGGUGCAGGACGUGAGGAUCCCAUAUCAGCAAAAGAGAAUGUUCGGCUUCGUCACCUUCAUCUACCCGGAGACAGUGAAUCUGAUCUUGGCCAAAGGGAAUCCUCAUUUCGUCUGCAAUGCUCGGGUUCUGGUCAAACCUUACAAGGAGAAGGGCAAGGUCCUCGACAAGUGCAGGAAGCAGCAACAGAGUGAAAGGGGCUAUUUCUCCGGCUGCGCAACUCCCACCGGCAUCGAAUCUAGAGGAGAUCCUUAUGACCUUCAGCAGCUCGUGGUAGGAGCUCGGAUGCUGUACAACAAUGGUGGCCAGGAGCUGCUGCGCAGGAAGCUGGAGGAGCAGCAGCAAUCCUUUGAAUUGCAGCGGGUAAUCGAGCUGCAAGCAAGAAGGCUAAUGAAUCUUCAACUUCUCGACCUCAAGAAACGUAGCCUUUCCUCCUCCGCACCAGCCUCGAUCAACUCUCCGAACGGCUCAGCUCCUCCGUUUAUCACGAUACCGACAGCUGAUUCAAACGGCAAUGGCAGCUACAGCAGCAGCAGCCAAGAACACUCUCCAAUUGGAGGGGCGGAGCAGAUGUUGAACGCCUCUAAUUCUGUGGCCGGCCAAACAGGAUCUAUUUCCUACCCCAGUCAAGAUAGCGGUUUCCAUGAAAGCAUGGAGAACAAUUUGCCCGAGAGCCCCUUCACAUCGCCGACCAAGUCAUCAAUUGCCGCCGUCCACGCCGUGGAUCCCUUCACGGCCGUCACCGACAUGACCGCCUACAAGUCAUGUUUCAUCCCAACGCCAAGUCCUGGAGCCAUUGGAAUGUAGCAAUUGCUCUUUGGCAGCUGAGGAGCUUGGGAAGGAGCAAGCUGUACCUAUCAUUAGUUACUAGUCUACUAAAUACUACUACCAAACCCUAAUAGCUACCACUACUAGCUAUAGCUGCUUAUGAUCAGAGUCUUACAAACAAGUAAACAGAAGAGAACAGGGUAGUUCGGCCUGAAAAGAAACGCAGGAGUCUAUUUUUUUUUUUUUGUUGCUUUCUGUCAUCUUUAGUUGUGACGAACAAAGAGAGAAGGAAAUGGUAAAUAGCUUGAUCAUCAUUUCUUUCUUCUGCACAGUGGUUUAUGGUUGCAUUUCAGCUGCACAGUGGUUCUUUGUGAAAUGGAGCUACUUCAGAUUCCUUAA
This is a messenger RNA of Zingiber officinale, 2622 nucleotides long. RefSeq names its product zinc finger CCCH domain-containing protein 53-like. The transcript has 10 exons. Lineage: Eukaryota; Viridiplantae; Streptophyta; Magnoliopsida; Zingiberales; Zingiberaceae. Bases 400 to 2262 code for a protein of 620 amino acids. The record is from RefSeq and is a predicted model, not a curated record. Gene Ontology annotation, molecular function: RNA binding; metal ion binding.